Molecule: messenger RNA, 2745 nt
Organism: Vollenhovia emeryi
Lineage: Eukaryota; Metazoa; Arthropoda; Insecta; Hymenoptera; Formicidae
Gene: CycE
Product: G1/S-specific cyclin-E1
Exons: 3
Coding region: 449-1819 (456 amino acids)
Biological process (GO): G1/S transition of mitotic cell cycle; regulation of cyclin-dependent protein serine/threonine kinase activity
Cellular component (GO): centrosome; cytoplasm; cyclin E1-CDK2 complex
Molecular function (GO): cyclin-dependent protein serine/threonine kinase regulator activity
Source: RefSeq, a predicted model, not a curated record
CCCCGUUUGAGGUUAUGUGCCGCAUAUAGAGGGCGUUACAGAGCGCACAGGGGUUGGUCGUCGUUUCGCGCGCUGCUCUCCCGCGCUUCCAGAUCCACGUCCUCGAUUUUCCGCGGAUUGUCGCCGAUUCGCGGCCCGCGCGCGCCGCAAAGUCGCCCGCGGGGCGGAGGGAUGAAUUUUCCGACCAGCGAAAUUCAACGCCCGACGAAAAUCGUGAGUCGACACGUCGAAUCGAAGGCGGCCGAGGGAACGUGCAUGAUGGCGAUCGGGCGCGCUUAGGCUUCGCGCGCUCCUCCGCUUCUCCUGCCUUUCCCGGGGAAAUCCGCGCGGCCGGAUCGUCAAAAUCGUGCGGGUCCUCGCUCCAAGGGUCCCCGUCGUCGCGCGUACUCGCGGAAAAUUUAUUCCGACCGCGAAUAUUUCCCGUACGCGUUGGCAAUCCCGCGACAAGAUGCCGCAGAACAGUUUACAGGAGAAGAAGUCGCAGACUUACCUGCAAGGGGGCAAGGCGCAGUCCUUGAAGCGUAAGAGACGCACGACGGAACUUUCGGAGGAUUCGGAAAACAUAUAUCCACCUAGCAAAGUACCCGCGCUGUCUCACGUCUCUUACACGGAAUCUUGUCACACCGCGCACUCUGUGGACGCCGCGUGUACUCCCCAGCAUCAGACGUCCCCGUUGAAGGAGCAGCAGGAACCGGCUACGUGGUCAGAAUUAAGAACCGCGACUUGUUUCUUAACCCCUUCAGCCUCCAAUAGCACGUCCGUUAGACCUAGUCCAUUGCCGUCUCUGCCAUGGGCCGAUGGCUCCCAAGUGUGGUCCGUCAUGUGCCUCGGGGAUCAGAAGACUCUGAUUCAAAGGGAUCCAGAAAUGUUUCAAAGACAUCCCACGUUGCAGCCACGGAUGAGAGCAAUCUUGUUAGAUUGGCUGAUCGAGGUCUGCGAGGUGUACAAAUUGCAUAGGGAAACUUACUACCUUGCCAUGGAUUACAUAGACAGAUAUCUGUCCAUUCAUCAUGACGUACCUAAGAAUCAGUUGCAACUGAUAGGGAUAACUUGUCUUUUUAUCGCUUCGAAGGUCGAAGAGAUAUAUCCGCCGAAAAUUGCCGAGUUUGCAUACGUCACCGAUGGGGCCUGUACGGAAGAAGAAAUUUUGGGGAAGGAGCUGAUGAUCUUGAAAGGUCUCGGGUGGAAUCUGUCCCCGAUAACCGCUCCAGGGUGGCUCAAUAUCUACAUGCAGAUCGAGUCGGGCGAUUCGUCCAAACCAAACACUUUCAUAUAUCCACAGUACGGCGGAUUACAAUAUUCUCAAGCGGCUCAACUACUAGAUCUGGCGACUUUGGACGAGGGUUGUUUAAAGUUCCCGUACAGUCAUAUAGCUGCGGCAGCGAUUUACCACACCCAAGGUAGAGAAUGCGCGUUAAGGGUGUCCCGAUUGUCGUGGGAACAGCUCGCGCCCUGCGUCAAGUGGCUCACAGCGUUCGCAACAACCGUCGCGGAAGAGGACUCCCAGUCUCUUUUACGAUCCACGAUUACGCCUGUAGAAUCGCACUCGGGAUCCGGACUGAAGGCCACUGUACCUAAUAUCGUCGUGGACGAGUCGCAUCGCAUACAGACUCACGUGGUCGAUUUGAAUAUGUUGGAAAAGGCGCAGCAACGGCUGGCCGGAGAAAUCCCGAGCGGCUAUGUCAACGAUUGCGACGCGAAUGUUGAGUCCGGUAGGCAAAGCCCAAACGAGAGUGGCCUUUUAACUCCGCCGUCUAGCAAUCAAAAGAACUCUCCACUUUCAACAUGCCCUACACCGCAGUUACACCCCUAUACAUAACUAAAAAUUUGCGAGCACUUUGUACACGGUAAAUACUUGGUAUAUAGUAAAUAUGGUAAAUUGUUACAUUUACUGUAUAGCCGUGAAUUACAGCACAACAAUUCACACAGCACACGUAGAAGAAAUAUUUCGAAGGGGGGAGGACACACACGCAGACAUCAGUGCUGAUGACAUUGAACGUUGUGACACGUUAUUGUAAAUAAUACAAUGCUUAUUAACCUCAUCCUUCGUACCGAACGAUUGUACUUGCAUUGUAAUAACAAUAGGACUCGGUACAAGAUAUCAAGCGUUUUUCCAAUAAUAAUAGCACAACGAAUUCAGCAUCACUUAUUUUAUUAGAGACACUCGGAGAAAGUGCCUUUGCAUGGUUCACAAAUGCCUGUUCAGAAAGUUGAUGAUUUCAAGUGGCAAUCACACAUAACUGCUUUCUGUGAUGAUAAAAUACAAUGAAGUGCAGUGAAGUUUCACACCUGUCGCGCAUUUACGGAUUAGGCUCAACUUAAUUUUACUAUUUUAUAAACUUUGCAAACGUAAGAGAAACACUUAGUGCACGCAAGUGUCCUUAAAUAAUUAUUUCUAUCUGGUUUUUUGAAAGAGAGCAUUGUGAAUAGUAUUCUUUUAUAGAACUCGCUUUAUUGUAAUACGUUGUAUUGCAGCAGUGCGUUACCUGGCUGGAUGAAUGCAUUUUUAUUAUGUAUAUUAAGAAAUUCUACCGGAAACAAAAUCUAUAUCCUUAAAUUGAGAGCGAAUGGUGAGGGAUGAAUGAAAGGAUUGAGUAUGACGGUUAAUUAGAAUAUAAAACAAAGACUAAUAAUCUUUAAAUUAGCAUUAAAAUUUUGUGGUGAAUUUGCGCUGCCUGGCAUAUAGUAACGUGGCGGUUUAUAUGUAUUUGUAUGAUGAGUUUGACAAUAAAUAUUUUGCAAACU